Papaver somniferum (opium poppy) is the source of this 1245-nucleotide messenger RNA. RefSeq names its product tetraspanin-10-like. The transcript is spliced from 11 exons. Lineage: Eukaryota; Viridiplantae; Streptophyta; Magnoliopsida; Ranunculales; Papaveraceae. Gene Ontology annotation, cellular component: plasmodesma; plasma membrane. The record is from RefSeq and is a predicted model, not a curated record. Gene Ontology annotation, biological process: auxin-activated signaling pathway. The coding region runs from base 138 to 881 and encodes 247 amino acids.
CAUUAAAACUCAAACUACUUUCCUAUCUGCUUUAAACUCCUCUAUCUCUCUCUCUAUACUCUUACAGUCCAUCAAGUGACUAUGAAUAACCACUGAGAUUCCUACAGGGAAAGAAAGAAAAAUAGAAAGAAGAGAAGAUGGGGAUGGGAACAAGCACUUUCUUGAUUAGAUGGAUCAACUUUCUCACCAUGCUGUUAGCAGUAGCUAUUGUUUGUUUUGGGGUGUGGAUGAGCACUCACCAUGACGGUUGUCGAAGGUCUCUUACUCUUCCUGUUCUAGGCCUUGGUGGUUUCAUUCUUCUCAUAUCCUUAAUUGGGUAUUUGGGUGCAUAUAAAGACAUCUCCAUAUUACUAUGGAUAUAUCUUGCAGUUUUGGGGUUAAUAUUGGUGGGACUUCUUGUCUUCACAGUGCUGGCGUUUAUUGUAACAAACAACGGAUCUGGACAUACUGUGGCUGGAUUAAGGUACAAGGAGUAUCAGCUUCAAGAUUACAGUAGUUGGUUCAUAAAACAUUUAAAUAACACUCAGAAUUGGAAACACUUGAAAAGUUGUCUCGUGCACUCUAAAGAUUGCAAUGACCUGCCUAAGAAGUAUAAGAAUCUUAAACAGUUAAAAAUGGCAAAAUUGACCCCCAUAGAAGCUGGUUGUUGUCGUCCGCCAGCCGAGUGUGGGUAUCCUGCAAAAAAUGCUUCGUUCUAUGACCUCAGUUUCCGUCCGAUCAGCACUGCCAUUGACUGCAAACUUUACAAAAAUACCCGAGCAGUCAAGUGCUACAACUGUGAUUCUUGCAAAGCUGGAGUUGCUCAAUAUAUGAAAUCUGAAUGGAGAGUAGUUGCAAUUUUUAAUGUGAUCCUGUUUGUAGUUUUGUUUGUUCGGUGUUAGUCAAUAAUUUACCUUGUGGGAUGCUGCGCGAGAAGAAAUGCUGCUGAGAGGAGUUCAUCCAAAGUUUAAGAAGUCCUUACUUAGGGCAAAACAUUGGGGCUUGGUGAUAUUUGGUGCACCAAGUGACAACAAAACUGGAAAAUGAAAUUCCCGAAGAAAUCACUGGAGCUUUGGUUCUGAAAUUUUUUGUAAUAGAAGAAACUGUAGUUAAACAACUUAUUAGGAACUUGAUUAUUGUAACUUCUGCAGUGAACUAUAAACAUAAAUGUUAUCUACUGACACUGGAGUAAUUUUUUACUAUAACAGUGUUCAAAAUGUAUAAAAACCAUUCUUUCUUGCUAUAGCUUAUCUAAGGACAAUAUCU